AUGCCCAAAAAAGAUAGAGAUGUCUGGGACCCGCCGGAGGAUCGCAAGAUGGUUAAGGAAUUGCCAUCUGCUUUCAUGCAACACUUUCAGGACCGUGCGGUGCGAGUUGGAAAGGAUGGCAGUAAUGCACAGUUGGUUCGGGUAAAGAAGACGAAGCCAAUACAAUGGUCAGAUGGGAACAAUAGGAAUAAGGAGGGUAGGGGAUCGAUACCUGGCCCCUUGGGGGAUGAGACAAGUAUGCAUAAAAGAAAACCGAUGAUGCUGAAGUUACCGUUAAGGAAUAGAAGUCAUGUGAGGGGAAUUGUGGCACCGGACGAGCCAAAAGCGAUUAUGCCUCCACGACGACUACAAGCCAUCAACCACACAAUUUGCGUAGAGAGUGGCAAUGGAUUAGGAAGACAUACAAGACCUUUUUUCGAUGCCCAUGUUGUGAAUCGCAUGGAUGCAAAUGACGCACCAAAUCCUGCCAUGGCGAUAUCACCAGACUGUCGCAUAGAAAAUAUUCGUCAGACGGUAGCUGCGGCCACAGUUAUGUCGCCACGUCUAGAACUAUCCGAUGUGACAUCCAUCUCCGUGGAUAAAAGUCAAUCACCAGAAGUCCUCUCCGUCGAGUGCGUCGAUGUCUCACGGCCAGUGAAACCAAUACCCUUUUCACGGCCUUUGUCCGAUACAAUGGGAUUAAUGGAUGCAGGAGAAGGCCUUCGAAAAUCUUUGGCACGCCUUCCCCCACGCAAGAUUAGUGGAAGCAGCGGUGCGGACGAAGCACCAAUGAUGCCUAGACCGAAAAAUACGGCCGUAUCCCCGCCACUUCCCUUGGAGCGGAAUGAAAAAAAGAAAAACAAAAAAGAAGACCGAAACGAUGUACUGUCAAGGGAAGAUGAAGUGGACGACUUUUCCGUUCAAUUUGAGGAUGACAACAGUGAGUUUAGAGCCCGUGAUUCCACUGAUAUUCCCAUUUACCAGCCCGUCGGUUUUAUGAUGCCUCCUCGACCUGGUGCUGUAAAAAGCGAGAAUAAAACGUCCAUCAUUGCAGCGAGGAAACGCAACCCCAGUAGUGGCACGAGAAGGCCAGAAAGUGAAAAUGGUCCCUGCGGCACCCGCCAAGACUACCAUCUUUGCACACUUCGAAAAAAGGGUCUUUCAACAGGCAUUCAGGAGUUUGCAACGUCUGCGCCAGUCAGAACGACUGGGAUAAACUCUCAUCCAAGCAGACUCCAACCAUUGAGUUUGCCCUUGCCACCGCGCACGUCCACUGUGUCCGCUACCAGCAGCGGUGCACUGACGGAGACGAAAGAGUCUGAACAGGAAGAAGAGAAGAAAAAAAACCCUGCAUACAAAUCUUACAAUUUGAAAGACUACAAAUUGAUGAUGGAACAGGUGACGCAUCUUAAAUUAGGAGGUCUGGGGCCUGCUGACACGGACGAACAACGUCAAGCGAAGGAAAAGAUGCACCGUCAGUGUCAAUACGGCAAGUUAGUGGAGAAGAAAGCCGUAGAGAGGAUACGUGAAAAGCAGCAGCAGCGUAUUAUUCAAAAACUAAAGUUGGGAGAAGGAGGCGAUGCCGAUUUUGUUUUAAAUGGGACACCAAAUAAAAUGCCGCAACAACCACCUCCCCCAGAACGCAUUCAGGCACAAGAACGAAGGUCACGUGCCCUGGACUACGCCCGAAAUCUCCCACGACCAGAACUGCCUGCUUCACGCAAAAUGCGUGACGACAAUAGCAUCUCAACCUUGGAGCCUGGCACCCUACAAUGGCGCUCACAGCAGGAUGAGGCAACAUGGCGUCGCGAACAGCGCCUGAAGGAACUUGAGGCGAGGCAUCGUAUUGACCGAGAACGUGUAGCGGCCGUCAAGCGACAACUGGGGUAUUGA
Molecule: messenger RNA, 1872 nt
Organism: Trypanosoma cruzi
Lineage: Eukaryota; Euglenozoa; Kinetoplastea; Trypanosomatida; Trypanosomatidae
Product: ADG2, putative
Exons: 1
Coding region: 1-1872 (623 amino acids)
Source: RefSeq, a predicted model, not a curated record